AAUUUUUAUAUAUGGAGUUUGACAUAACAGCGUUCGGGCGUAUAUUUUUAUAUAUUGAAUUUGACAUUUUACCGUACAAACUAUGUAAUAGUUGGGCUCCCGAUGACACCUUAUUAAAUACGUCUGGUGCCACAAAAAAUGUGUAGCAUUUUCACUUCCAAAAUCCCGCUUCUUGGAUCGUUAUUAUUAAAUUUUCCAAAAUCAACUAGGCAAUGUCCAUCACAACUGCAAGUGCUGUAAGUCCAAAACGUUUACGUACGGAAGGAUCUCCUUUAACUAUAGGCACACACAGUGGCACUUUUCAUUGUGAUGAAGUAUUAGCUUGUUUCAUGUUAAAACAAUUGCCAGAAUAUGCAAAUGCUAAAAUAUUCCGGUCGCGCAAUGAAGCUGAACUGCAUGAAAAUUGCGAUAUAAUUGUGGAUGUGGGUGGCGAGUUUGAUCACGAGAGAAAGCUAUAUGAUCAUCACCAGAAAACAUUUCAGGAAACAAUGAGUACCCUAAGGCCUGAACUAGGAGAUCAAUAUAAAAUUAGAUUAAGUAGCGCUGGUUUAGUUUUUUGCUUUUAUGGAGAACGUGUUAUAGAUGAGAUUUUAAAGAAGCAUGCUAAUGUAACACUUAGCCCUGAUAAUUUAAAAUUAACAUUUGAUCAAUUAUAUGCCAACUUUAUAAGUGAACUUGAUGCUAUAGACAAUGGAGUGCAAAUAUGCCCGGAUGGUAAAGAACCUUUGUACAAAAUUUCCACACAUUUAUCCAAAAGGGUUGGUAAAUUCAAUCCCGGUUGGGAGGAAGAAGGUACAAAUGUUGAUGUCGAUGCUCGUUUCGAAGAAGCUAUGUCUUAUGCUGGUAAAGAAUUUAUUGAGAAUGUGGUAUCGAUUGGAGGAUCUUGGAUAAAAGCCAGAGAAUAUGUACGAACAGCACUGAAAACUGCAAACAGUAUUCAUGAAAGUGGUGAAAUUUUAGUUUUAGAAAAGUUCUGCCCUUGGAAACACCAUUUACACGCUUUGGAGAAAGAAUUUAAAGUAGAGGGUGUUCCUAAACUUGUGAUUUUUGCAGAUACAUCUGGCGGUUGGCGUGUGGCUGGUGUUCCAGUCACUCCUGAUAGCUUUUUAGGACGUAAGUUUUUGCCCGAACCUUGGAGAGGUUUGAGAGAUGAAGAACUUUCAAAGUUGGCAGGUAUUGAAGGUUUGAAAUUUGUUCAUCAUACUGGAUUUAUUGGUGGUGCGAAAACAAAGGAUGCUGCUAUAGCUAUGGCCAUUAAAAGUGUGCAAUGGAGUUCCUAGUUAAAUGUAAUUUUAAAAUAAAAUAUGUUUUACAUACGAAAAUAUAGAAUAUAUAUAGAAUAUACGCA
Messenger RNA from Calliphora vicina (urban bluebottle blowfly), 1348 nucleotides. RefSeq names its product MYG1 protein. The transcript has 3 exons. Gene Ontology annotation, cellular component: cytoplasm; nucleus. Lineage: Eukaryota; Metazoa; Arthropoda; Insecta; Diptera; Calliphoridae. The record is from RefSeq and is a predicted model, not a curated record. Bases 213 to 1280 code for a protein of 355 amino acids.